This is a messenger RNA of Bactrocera neohumeralis, 595 nucleotides long. RefSeq names its product piggyBac transposable element-derived protein 4-like. The transcript has 2 exons. The annotation marks the transcript as partial. The record is from RefSeq and is a predicted model, not a curated record. Lineage: Eukaryota; Metazoa; Arthropoda; Insecta; Diptera; Tephritidae.
AUGGCUUUUGUCGGUACCGUAAGAAAAAAUAAGACCUUCAUUCCGCAUGAAUUGCUUAACCCGAAGCGUGAUGUUAAAAGCACUUUAUUUUGUUAUCACAAUAAUAAUAUCGGUUUGUGCUCGUAUAUGGCAAAGCCGAAAAAGCCAGUAAUUAUGUUAUCUACUGCCCUUUACCGUCAAAGCACCGAUCCAUUGAAAGGAUUCAAGCCAGAUCACAUUUUGGACUACAAUAAAUUUAAAGCGGGGGUAGAUACAAUGGAUCAAAUGUUGACUGGCUAUUCGUGCAAACGCUCGACAAACCGUUGGCCACUGGCAAUGUUUUAUAAUAUGGUGGAUAUUGCCGGUUUGGCCUCAUUCAUCAUCUAUGACGAGCUGAAUCCGGCAAAGCAGAGUGAUAAGAGGCGCUCAUUUAUCAUUGAAUUGGCACGGCAGCUAGUUAUUCCACAUAUGAAGGUACCGGAAUCUUGUCCAUCGACAUCAGAUGCAACACAGCAACAAUCAUAUGCUCAAGUUGCUUCAAAACGGUCAUCGUGCUACCAUUGUGCUGCUUCUUCUUCGAAAAAGCGACGUAAAACUCGUUAUAACUGCAGCAAAU